ACUAAAACUAAACACUAUAGUAUAAUGAAGUUCCCGGUGGCACUUGGUCUGUUUGUCGCAGUCGUGACAGCUGAUAUGGAGCUAACUCCAGAUGAGCGCAACUGCCAGAUGCGUCAGCGUGCCUCGGACAAGGACGUCGAGAUGUUUCAUACGAUGCAGCGGCCGGUAGAGAGAACGACCAAGUGCUACUACGACUGCAUGAUGCAAGUGAUGGGUUAUUCCAACGGAAAGCGGUUCAUUCGGGACAGGUUCGAGGAUAUCUAUUUGAGUGCGGCCAAAAACGACGACCAACGGAGAACGAUCCGGCAUUUGGCGGACAAGUGCGACGGAACGGAACAUGACGACGCGUGUGAGCUGGCGGCCGAUAUUGUGGCGUGUAUUAGGCGUUGAUUUCUUUUUUUGUUAAGGUGGUAGAUGGUGUCCUUCACUUUUGGGGCAAUGACUGUCAAUGAUGGUUCUGA
This is a messenger RNA of Culex quinquefasciatus (southern house mosquito), 461 nucleotides long. RefSeq lists its product as uncharacterized. Lineage: Eukaryota; Metazoa; Arthropoda; Insecta; Diptera; Culicidae. The record is from RefSeq and is a predicted model, not a curated record. Gene Ontology annotation, molecular function: odorant binding. The transcript is spliced from 2 exons. The coding region runs from base 25 to 390 and encodes 121 amino acids.